CACCUCCAGCUGUCAGAUUCAGAAAUCCCCACUGAUUUCAUACAAAAUGGUGAUUUAGUCAACAAAGGUAAGCGUUAUAACCUCUAAACUACUGCACUAUUUGUGUAUAAAAUGAUGUGCAAGCUGUUUAAAAUAGAUUCAGCAACGCUGUGAACCGUCGCAUAGCUGAACAUGCCCUGAUGUUUUUAGCAUGCAGCAGCUAAUGAGGCUAAUAACAGACAAGCAUUGAGUUCCUUUAAAACGUUUUAAUUUUAAUAUGCAUAUGUUUGAGUUGUCAACAGCCCCGGCCGUCAUCAUGGAGGCAGCCAGCAGAUAUGUGCUCAUCCACGGGAAGAACAUCUCCCACAGCUCCCUGACGAGCCCUGGUGGUGGUGCUGGUGCUGGGCCUCAUAUGUCCAUCGACAAGUUGUUCCCUGCCUUGCUUGAAUGCUUUGGCAUUAUCCUGUGUGGAUACGUAGCUGGCAGGGCUGACGUGAUCACGGAGAACCAGGCUAAAGGUCUGGGCAACUUUGUGUCUAAAUUUGCCCUCCCGGCUCUGCUGUUCAAAAAUAUGGUGCUGCUGGAGUUCGGCGAUGUCAUCUGGUCCUUCCUGUGGAGCAUCUUGGUCGCCAAGGUGGCUGUGUUCACGCUGGUGUGUGUUCUCACACUGUUGGUUGCCAGUCCAGAAAACAGGUACGGCAAAGCCGGACUGUACGCCAUCUUUGCCACGCAAAGCAACGACUUUGCCUUGGGCUAUCCCAUAGUGGAUGCUUUGUAUCGGAGCACGUACCCGGAGUACCUACAGUAUAUCUACCUGGUGGCCCCCGUGUCGCUCAUGCUGCUCAAUCCCAUCGGCUUUGCUCUGUGCGAGAUGCAGAGGUGGAGAAGGAGGACCGACCAGCACGUGGAACGAAGCACAGCCCGGGUGCUGGCUGUGGUCGUCCUACAGGUUUUAAAGAACCCGAUCGUGUUCAUGGUGGUCGUGGGCAUCGCCUCGCACUUUGCUCUGGGCCAGAAGAUCCCCGACGUGCUGUCCCAGUUCAUCGAUGGCCUAGCCGACUCUUUCGGAGGUGCCGCUUUGUUCUACCUGGGCCUCACCAUGGUUGGGCAGCUGAGGAAACUGACGCGAGACGGCGGCGUCGCCUUGAUCCUCCUCAUCACUGCCAAACUUCUGGUGAUGCCCCUGUUCUGCAAGGACAUGAUGGACAUCCUGGACGUGGGUGUCAACAGCACUAGCGCCAAUCACACCAGCUUGUCCAACUUUGCCUUCCUCUACGGCGUCUUCCCGACUGCGCCCAGUGUGGCCAUCUAUGCAGGACACUACGACAUCGAGCUGGAGGUGGUGACGUCGGGCAUGGUCAUCAGCACCUUCCUCUCGGCACCCAUCAUGUACGUCUCGGCCUGGCUGCUGACCAUCCCGCUGAUGGACCCCGCGCCUCUGGUGGCCGAGCUUCAGAACGUCAGCUUCAACAUCAGCAUCGUAUGCCUGCUGGCGCUGAUUUGGACCAUCGCUGUGAUGCUUCUCAGUGGGAAAUUCAAGCGUCUUCCUCACCUCUUUUCCUUAAAUCUCUUCUUGGCUCAGUUCCUGGUGUGUGUGAGCAUGAUCCUGUGGAAUUCCCUGGCCAGACAAGAGGAUAAUCUAACGGGCAAAAUGUUGGCCUUCGCGAUGCUCUACGGCUCUUUGUACAGCACGUACAUUUGGACGGGUUUAAUCCCGUUCUGCUUGGUUCUGACCAGCCGAGAUGAUCUCCUCAGGCUCCGGCCGGCCAUUUUCAUGAUUUUGGGUUGGGGGGUUCCUUUCUUCAUGGUGGGAGGUCUCUUGUUAGUGGGCCAGAAGACCGACUCCAUCGACUCUGCCUUCUUCUACGGACAAGCUCAAAUUAUCAGCACAGCGGCAGUGCUGUCCAUCAGCCUGGCGCUAGCUGCCAUUUCUCUGAUGGGCCUCAGCCAGGGACACAGCGAGCAGAGAGGCUACCACGUCCUGAGCCGAACAGCUCUUCCCGCCUCCAGUGAGGAGCAACUGAGGACGCCUGCUGGUUCAGAUGACCCACUACCACCACAACAACAGCAGCAGCAACAAGAACAGUCAGGGGAUCUUUCACCUUCUGUCUGCAGUAUUAACUCUGACCUCCAGACGGCUCCUCCGCUCCAGUCCAUGCCAGAUAUGAUCACCAGCACGCAGAGGAACCAUGGCAACAGCACAGGCCACACGGGGGCGCCAUGCGACGGGCAUCAACAGAGUUCGCCCUCAGCGCCAGAGGCUCGGCAAGCUGCAGAUGACAAACAGACAGUCAGACACGUUUUGCUUUGUCUCCUGCUUAUUGUCAGCCUACUUGCGAACCUGUCAAGCUGCCUGUGGUGGUUGCUGAACAAAGACCCCGGCCGCCUGUACUUGGAGCUUCAGUUCUUCUGCGCCGUGGCCAACUACGGCCAAGGUUUCCUGUCCUUCGGGAUCUUCGGCCUGGACCGUCACCUCAUCCUCUUGCCUUUCAAGAGGAGGUUGUCGGCGUGGCGAGGACGAGAUGACAAACAGAGCGAUACGACCGGCGAUCGCGAGGAGAUCCGGCUCACUUGCACGCAGUUUGUGCACUACCACAAAGAUCACUGCGUGCAAGGGCUGCUGCACGUUCGCAGUGCCCCAGGAGAGAGCACAAGUGCCCUAACCCGUGAAUCCUUGCUUUGAUACCAACUGGCCCCGACACCAAUGUGACCUCUAUUUGACAUGAAAAGUCAGCGACCGCCAUGACGUCCCGUCUCCCGCUCUUCCUCCCCAAAAGUGCCUUACGGUGCAGUUCUUCCAUAACCUGUGAUGGUCGCUGACUUUACUUCCACUCCAUUUCACUUAUCAGUCAUCUUCAAACCACCGUUAGUUUUUAAUCACUAAAAAAUGCACUGCACUGACACAAGGAACGCUUUCGGUGGAUAGAAAAAGUCUACUAUAUGCUUUU
Syngnathus acus (greater pipefish) is the source of this 2927-nucleotide messenger RNA. Its product is annotated as integral membrane protein GPR155-like. Gene Ontology annotation, cellular component: membrane. Gene Ontology annotation, biological process: transmembrane transport. The coding region runs from base 257 to 2662 and encodes 801 amino acids. NCBI's taxonomy places the organism in Eukaryota, Metazoa, Chordata, Actinopteri, Syngnathiformes, Syngnathidae. The record is from RefSeq and is a predicted model, not a curated record. The transcript has 18 exons.